AUGAAUGGUGCAAAUUAUUUGCAGUGCUUACAAAAUGAUUCACCAAAGUACUUGGAAGAGGUAAAUUUAGGAAUAACUGCGGUGCCGGAUAAUGAGAAAUUUAAAAGGAAAGUUAAAUUUGAAGAUACAAUUCUGGUGUGGUGUGUCAUUUCUCUAGCAGAAGCUUCGCGACCAUAUGUAGGACAUUUUAGAGGAGAAGCCAUCACUACAGGUCUUUAUAUACAAAGAUAUUCGCCUAAAUUGUUACUAUUUAUAAACGAACAUCAUAUUAAUGAUGAAAUCAUGUUCUGGCCUGAUUUAGCAUCUUGUCACUAUGCCAGACAAACUAAAGAUUGUUCAGAAGCCAAUAAUAUCCCAUUUGUACCCAAAGAAGGUAAUCCACCUAAUAUUCCCCAAACACGCCUCAUUGAAGAUGCCUUAUUAAGCAGAAAAGUUUAUGAUAAUGGUUGGGAAGCAGAAAAUACAGAACAAAUAAGAAGGAGAAUUUACCAAAAGAUUCGGGAAAUCGAUGUUGCUACUAUCCAAUCACUUAUGAGAAACUUGACAACAAAAAUACGCCGGAUUGAAGACCAUGGGCCGCUAGCUGCAUUAUAA
Psylliodes chrysocephalus is the source of this 594-nucleotide messenger RNA. Lineage: Eukaryota; Metazoa; Arthropoda; Insecta; Coleoptera; Chrysomelidae. The record is from the annotation of a GenBank genome assembly.